CUAUACACCGCAUGCUCCAUCCUUGUUUUCCCUCAACUCUUGCAAAGUAACUAAAAGAUGCAAAAACCCCUAACUCAAUGUUUUUUCUUUUUCAUUUGAUAAAAUGGAAUAAUUAUGCCAUAAAACUCAGAAAGAAAUGUUGAACUCUCUUAGGACAGAUUUUUUGUACAAGCUGGAUAAAUUAACAUACGAUUGAAAUAGAAUAAAUUUAAAAAAACGGGGACAUUUUAUUUUGUUAGAGUGCCGUCUUGCGAGCUUGUUAUCGCUGUCUUUUUUCUUGACCGUCGAACGUCGUUGUUUGUGAGUCAGCUUUCGGAAGAUUUUUCGUUUCGGAAAGCCGAGUCCUGAGAACAACGGCAAAUCUGUCGUACGUCGAACGUUCAAACAGAAAAUCUUUUCAAGUGGUUUCAAGUCAAUUGGGUGCAGUUUGCAGCUAUUUUUGUUUUCAAGAGUAUAUUUUGAUUAUCGUAUGUCCAUCCAGAAUCUAAACACAUUCGACCCCUUUGCUGAUGCAAGUAAGGGUGCUGAUGACGAUGUGCAAGACGGACUCGUUCAUAUAAGAAUACAGCAAAGAAAUGGUCGCAAAACUCUAACUACAGUACAGGGACUUUCGUCUGACUAUGACCUGAAGAAGAUUGUACGAGCAUGUAAAAAGGAAUUUGCAUGUAACGGGACAGUCAUUGACCACCCAGAGUACGGAGAGGUACUUCAGCUGCAGGGUGAUCAGAGAGAGAAUAUAUGCCAGUGGCUGACAAAAGCUGGACUAGCAAAACCAGACCAGCUGAAAGUCCAUGGUUUCUAAAACACCUUCAAUGUGUUGAAAAAAUUCAAUAACAUAAAAUACACAUAAUAAACACAAUAUGUAAUGUCUCAGUUUUAUUUGGUACCACGCGGAAUUUUCAACAGUCAUGUGCCCAUUCAGAAUUGCCGAACGAUGAAAAUUGGCGAUUUUGUACAAUAAUUUUAUAAUUGUGCCUUUCACGAAUAUAUUAGUUUCAGCAUUUUCAAUUUUUCCUCAAUGUUGUCUGUGUUUAGUUGUGUUAUGAGAAUUAAGAAUCGGUAAUAAAUGUGUGGACUAGAA
Acanthoscelides obtectus is the source of this 1081-nucleotide messenger RNA. The record is from the annotation of a GenBank genome assembly. Lineage: Eukaryota; Metazoa; Arthropoda; Insecta; Coleoptera; Chrysomelidae.